GAGAGAGAGAGAGAGAGAUUCUUUUGAUUGACUGUUUUUUCCUUAUCUAUCUGUCAGUAUCUGGGGGAGGGAAAUCGGCAAGCCUGAUGGCCAAGGAUGUCAUCCCCUUUCCGCUCCCCACUCGUCUCCAACUCCGCCCGCAUUCCCACUUCUUCUCAACCCUUUGACCCUUAUCGCGAUAGUGAAGAUGUAGAGCUCAAGGCAGAAUUCAAACUGUUUGUGGGCGAUUCGGCGAGCAGUGUGGGAAGCGAGCAGCACCGCUUGACGGGUCCUGCCCAACUGAGCGUUUUACCAGCAUGGAGACGUGGACUGGCCGCCAUCUUUCCUUUCACUGCGCCUAGGAACAAAGAAGUUGAUGAUGCGCUGCCAUUGCUUACCACCCACAAUCAUACUAGUAACUGUUGUCGGAGACGGUGCAGGAAGCCUAGAUUAUCCCGUUGCUUAUUAUUCCCUGUACUGGGAUGUUUCAUCAUGCUAGGUAUCAUUCAGUUCAUUGUCAUUGCCUGUGGCAUCGUUAUUUCAUUUUUCUCGGAUGACCUGGACCGGUUGUCAAUCCUCCGGUGGCAACAUGAGGAGAGAUUGGGCGCGAAUAUCUCGCAUUGGCCUACGGACUUUUCUAGAGAUAUUAUUCCAGUCGGAUGCCAUUCACAUAAUGACUACUGGCGACCGGUUCCCCUAUUUUCAGCGAUAAAGGCGGGCUGUAUCGGCGUGGAAGCCGAUGUAUGGCUCUUCGACGACGACCUUUACGUGGGCCACACCACUUCGUCGCUCACGCCGCAACGCACAUUUAGAAAUCUGUACAUUGAUCCCCUAACAAGGAUGCUAGACAAACAAAACCCAAUCACUGAACUCCACCCGACUGUAGAUCAGCCGUUGCAGGGAGUGUUCGACACUGACCCAUCCCAGAGCCUUGUUCUACUGAUCGAUUUCAAGACCGACGGAGAAGCGACAUGGGAUGCAGUAGUUGCGCAAUUAUUGCCCCUUCGUGACCGUGGCUAUCUUACGUAUUUCAAUGGCACUGACGUGGCCAAAGGUCCCAUCACGGUCGUGGGGACGGGGAACACCCCCUUCAACAUGGUGGUAGCGAAUAGCACCUACCGAGACAUCUUCUUUGAUGCGCCUUUGGAGAAAUUGGCCGACCAUGACGACACAAAGAGCGUUCUGAGUCAUGAGCCCGGAGACCGCAUUCCGGAUGAUGAACGAGUGAUCGCGGGCCAGUCGACCGAAAAUGUCGGUCAGGGCCUCUCGGGCCUAUCCGGUGCUGAUAUCGGCCCCGGCACCUUCAACUGGACGAACAGCUACUACGCGUCUGUCUCCUUUAGGCAAUCGAUCGGAUUUCCUUGGUUGUUCCGCCUUAGUGAGGGACAGAUGGACAAGAUCAGAGCACAGGUCCGCGGCGCGCACCGCCACGGGCUUAAAGUCCGGUAUUGGGAGCUGCCUAGCUGGCCGAGGAGUUUGAGGAAUCAUAUCUGGACUGUCCUGGUUCGCGAAGGGGUGGAUAUCCUCAACGUUGAUGAUCUCCAGAGUGCGACGAGGGAGGAUUGGAGACCCAAGCUUUCGGAUUGGUGGCAUUAACCUGCCUUUCUAUAGAUUAGAUGUGGCUGUACAGAGAUCGAAGACGCCCGAUACGAUUCAUGCGCCUUGCUUGGCAGGGAUUUAUACGAUUUUUUUUUUCUCACACGGCGUUGCGGUUCUUUUCGGGUAGAUACCCUGCCGGUUGUCUUGCUCGUUUCCUGCAGAGUUUUGGAGCUAUUUCAGAUAGUUUCCCAUCUUAGAACGAAAUAAAAUGUGUUAAUCGCGAGGCGACUC
This is a messenger RNA of Aspergillus alliaceus, 1809 nucleotides long. RefSeq lists its product as uncharacterized. Gene Ontology annotation, molecular function: phosphoric diester hydrolase activity. The record is from RefSeq and is a predicted model, not a curated record. The transcript is spliced from 2 exons. Lineage: Eukaryota; Fungi; Ascomycota; Eurotiomycetes; Eurotiales; Aspergillaceae. Gene Ontology annotation, biological process: lipid metabolic process. Bases 97 to 1575 code for a protein of 492 amino acids.